This is a messenger RNA of Setaria italica (foxtail millet), 1753 nucleotides long. RefSeq names its product aspartic proteinase nepenthesin-1. NCBI's taxonomy places the organism in Eukaryota, Viridiplantae, Streptophyta, Magnoliopsida, Poales, Poaceae. The record is from RefSeq and is a predicted model, not a curated record. The transcript has a single exon. Gene Ontology annotation, cellular component: extracellular region. Bases 167 to 1474 code for a protein of 435 amino acids.
CAGGAUGCCGUCGUGCUCUGACCAGCAGGUCAACAUUACCGUGUUUGGAGCUAGCCUAACACAGCACAGGGGGACAAGAUCACCAGCUUAUAUAAUGAAAGCAUUCCAUGAUUCCAAUCCCUCAUCCUGCAGCUUGCUUACUUGUUAAUUGCCAUCGACGACACAAAUGGCGUCGCUCACCGUUCUCACUGCCCUCGUCUGCGCGACGCUGGCCGCCGGCGGUGCCGCGGGCGUCCGCGUCGAGCUCACGCGCAUCCACUCCCACCCAGGCCUCACCGCGUCCCAGUUCGUCCGCGACGCCCUCCGCCGCGAUAUGCACCGGCACAACGCCCGGCGGCUAGCCAUGUCUGGUACGGUUUCCGCACCGACAAGGAAGAGCUCGCCCGGCGGCGGGGAGUACCUGAUGACGCUGGCCAUCGGCACGCCGCCGCUGUCCUACCCGGCCAUCGCCGACACGGGCAGCGACCUCAUCUGGACGCAGUGCGCACCCUGCGGCGGCCAGUGCUUCAAGCAGCCGACGCCGCUGUACAACCCGGCGAGCUCCACCACGUUCGGCGUGCUCCCGUGCAAUAGCUCCCUGAGCAUGUGCGCGGGGGCUCUGGCCGGGGCGCCGCCGCCGCCGCAGGGUUGCGCGUGCACGUAUAACUACACCUACGGCACCGGGUGGACGGCGGGCGUCCAGAGGUCCGAGACGUUCACGUUUGGCUCGUCGCCGGCUGACCAGACCCGUGUCUCCGGCAUCGCCUUCGGGUGCAGCAACGCGAGCAGCGACGAUUUUAGCGGCUCGUCGGGGCUCGUCGGGCUUGGCAGGGGGUCCCUGUCGCUCGUCUCGCAGCUCGACGCCGGCAGGUUCUCCUACUGCCUCACGCCGUUCCAAGACACAAGGAGCACCAGCACGCUCUUCCUCGGCCCGUCGGCGUCGCUCGACGGCACCGGCGUCCACUCCACGCCGUUCGUCGCCAGCCCGGCCAUGGCGCCCAUGAGCACCUACUACUACCUCAACCUGAAGGGCAUAUCUCUUGGCACGACGGCGCUGUCCAUCCCGCCCAACGCCUUCUCCCUGAACGCCGACGGCACCGGCGGGCUCAUCAUCGACUCCGGCACGACGAUCACAUCACUGGUGGACGCGGCGUACCAGCAGGUUCGUGCCGCUGUCGUCUCGCUGGUGACGCUGCCCACGACGAUGGACGGGUCGGCGGCGACGGGGCUCGACUUGUGCUUCGCGCUGCCGUCCCCGACGUCGGCGCCGCCGGCCAUGCCGAGCAUGACGCUCCACUUCGAUGGCGCGGACAUGGUGCUCCCCGCUGACAACUACAUGAUCCUGGACUCCGGCGUGUGGUGCCUGGCCAUGCAGAACCAAACCAAUGGCGCGAUGAGCACUCUAGGCAACUACCAGCAGCAGAACAUCCACAUCCUCUACGACGUUGGCCGAGAGACAUUGUCGUUUGCUCCGACCAAAUGCAGCACGCUCUGACCACAGCUAAAUACACAAGCUAUUUAGUUUAUUUUUUAAUUAACUGGCUUCUUCUAGACAUCAUUAAAACACACGGAGUAUAUGCGUGAAUAUAUAGAUAGGUUCAUCAUUUUUAUAUAGUGGCCCGUCGAAGAAAUGAAAUAUUCUAAUUCAGAGAUGCAUAGAACUGGCUUGUGGCAUUGCUACGUGUCUUGUCCUUUUGAUUGUCUAGUGUACGUAUGGUCUUGUUGAGUUGUUGUUGUAUACUUAUACGUGGAUUGUGGAGGUGUUUCCCUUUUA